ACUCUCUCUUUCCAUCUCUAACUAUAUUAAUUUCUCUCUAGCGUUGUCGGAGACUCUUUCAGUUUCAGCUUCUUCUUUCUCGUGGAAGCGAAUUGAUCUCUGGUCAGAGCUCUCUCUCUCUCUCUCUCUGUGUGUCUCACUCUGUUUGUAAGCUGCUUCCCCAUGGAAGCAGGGGAAGAUUGUUGCGUGAAGGUUGCGGUCAAUGUUCGGCCACUCAUCGCCGACGAGAAACUUCAAGGCUGCAAAGAUUGUGUCACCGUCGUACCUGGGAAGCCUCAGGUACAAAUUGGCGCCCACUCCUUUACAUUUGAUCAUGUUUAUGGAAGCACUGGUUCUCCCUCGUGUGCCAUGUUUGAAGAAUGUGUUGCUCCCCUUGUUGAUGGUUUGUUCCAAGGAUAUAAUGCUACUGUUCUCGCUUAUGGCCAGACAGGCUCUGGGAAAACGUACACCAUGGGAACUGGCUUUAAAGAUGGUUGCCAAACAGGAAUAGUCCCCCAAGUUAUGAACGUUUUGUUCAACAAAAUUGGAACCUUAAAGCACCAGAUUGAAUUUCAGUUGCACGUUUCCUUUAUUGAGAUUCUUAAAGAAGAAGUAAGAGACUUGCUGGAUCCCUCCUCUAUGAGCAAACCAGAAACUGUAAAUGGACAUGCAGGAAAAAUUACAUCUCCUGGGAAGCCACCAAUACAAAUACGUGAGACAUCAAAUGGUGUCAUUACCCUUGCAGGAUCUACUGAAGUCAGUGUCACAACACUAAAAGAAAUGGCUGCUUGCCUGGAACAGGGAUCAUUGAGCAGAGCAACUGGGAGCACAAAUAUGAACAACCAAUCCAGUCGAUCUCAUGCCAUCUUCACCAUCACUUUAGAGCAAAUGCGGAAGGUGAACAGUCCUAGUGACAACUGUUUAAAUGAUAUCAUGAAUGAAGAGUAUCUCUGUGCCAAGUUGCACUUAGUGGAUCUUGCUGGAUCAGAACGAGCUAAAAGAACAGGUUCUAAUGGUUUGCGUUUUAAGGAAGGAGUUCACAUUAACAAAGGCCUUCUAGCACUUGGUAAUGUUAUUAGUGCACUUGGUGAUGAAAAGAAGCGAAAGGAAGGCGUUCAUGUUCCAUAUAGGGAUAGUAAACUUACUAGGCUUUUGCAGGAUUCACUUGGAGGUAACAGCAGAACUGUUAUGAUAGCCUGCAUAAGUCCUGCUGAUAUUAAUGCUGAGGAAACCCUUAACACUUUAAAGUACGCAAAUCGUGCACGCAAUAUCCAAAAUAAGCCUGUUAUUAAUAGAGACCCCAUGUCCAAUGAGAUGCUAAAAAUGCGACAACAACUGGAGUAUUUGCAGGCAGAACUUUGUGCUCGUUCUGGCGGCUCCUCAGAGGAAGUUCAGGUCCUUAAGGAAAGGAUUGCUUGGCUUGAAGCUUCUAAUGAAGAUCUUUGCCGUGAACUUCAUGAGUACCGUAGUAGAUGCUCUAUUGUACAACAAUGUGAAAAGGAUGCUUAUGAUGGUAGCACAUGCGGCGUGAAGACUGAUGGGCUUAAGAGGAGCUUACCUGUCAUAGCAGCUGAUUAUCCAAUGAGUGAAACAGCAGGGUACCAAUUGCCAAUUUUAGGAGGUGAUUCAAGGGAAAUUGAAGAAGUAGCAAAAGAGUGGGAGCACACACUUCUGCAAAAUAGUAUGGAUAGAGAGUUACAUGAAUUGAAUAAACGCUUGGAGCAGAAAGAGUCUGAGAUGAAGCUUUUUGGAGAAUCUGAUGCUGAAGUACUCAAGCAACAUUUCGGAAGGAAGAUAAUGGAACUAGAGGAUGAGAAGAGAGUUGUGCAGAGAGAGAGAGAUUGUCUUUUGGCUGAAGUUGAAAAUCUUGCUGCCAAUUCUGAUGGACAAACACAGAAAUUAGAGGAUAUCCAUGCCCAAAAAUUGAAAGCACUUGAAGCACAGAUUCUGGAUCUGAAGAAGAAACAAGAGAGCCAGGUCCAGCUUCUGAAGCAAAAGCAAAAAAGUGAUGAAGCAGCAAAGAGACUGCAAGAUGAAAUACAGUCCAUAAAGGCCCAAAAGGUUCAAUUGCAACAAAGGAUAAAACAAGAAGCGGAACAGUUUCGGCAGUGGAAGGCUUCUAGAGAAAAGGAGCUGUUGCAAUUAAGGAAGGAGGGAAGAAGAAAUGAGUAUGAAAGGCAUAAGCUGCAAGCUUUAAAUCAGCGCCAGAAAAUGGUCCUUCAGAGAAAAACUGAAGAAGCUGCGAUGGCCACCAAGAGGUUAAAGGAGUUGUUAGAAGCUCGAAAAACAUCAACUCGAGACACGUUAGUUACAAUGAAUGGAAGUGGAACGAAUGGGCAGAGCAAUGAGAAGUCCUUACAACGUUGGCUUGAUCACGAACUAGAAGUUAUGGUAAAAGAGCAUGAAGUUCGUUUUGAGUACGAGAAACAGAGCCAAGUGCGAGCAGCCCUUGCAGAGGAGUUAGCCAUGCUUAAGCAAGUAAACGAGUUUGCUGCUAAGGGUCUCAGUCCUCCGAGAGGAAAGAACGGAUUUGCCAGGGCAUUGUCCAUGCCACCAAACGCAAGAAUGGCCAGAAUAGCUUCACUUGAGAACAUGCUCAGCAUAUCGUCUAAUUCACUUGUGGCAAUGGCUUCUCAACUUUCCGAGGCAGAAGAAAGAGAGCGGGCCUUCACUAAUCGUGGACGCUGGAAUCAGUUGCGCUCAAUGGGAGAAGCCAAGAAUUUGCUUCAAUAUAUGUUUAAUUCUGUUGCAGAUGCUAGGUGCAAUCUCUGGGAGAAGGACAUGGAGAUCAGGGAAAUUAAAGAUCAAAUAAAAGAACUUGUUGGUCUAUUACGGCAAAGUGAGAUGAAGAGAAAGGAAGUUGAGAAGGAGCUAAAAGUGAGAGAGCAAGAUGCUGCAACAGCAUUGGCUACACCAGCUUCUGGAAACUCUCCAAAUUCAUUGAAACACUAUGAAGACAUGAAGGGAUCUCCAGUGUCUGUGCCAGUACCAAAACAGCUGAAAUAUGCGCCAGGGGUUGCUAAUGGCUUAGUGAGGGAAUCGGCAGCAUUUGUAGAUCAGGGUAGAAGAAUGAUACCCAUCGGGCAGCUGUCAAUGAAAAAACUAGCAAUUGUAGGACAAGCUUCUGGCAAGCUAUGGAGGUGGAAAAGAAGUCAUCAUCAGUGGCUUCUACAAUUCAAGUGGAAGUGGCAGAAACCAUGGAGACUUUCAGAAUUGAUUCGACACAGUGAUGAGACAAUCAUGAGAGCAAGGCCUCGCUCACAGGCUUUGCCACGUGUCAUGUGAUCUUUUUAUGAUCAGCGCAGCUGCGGUGGCCCAGUAUUUUUUGACCCGCAAGAAUUAUUCUAGACAAGUGGCAUUGGAAAUAAAAGCGCACUAGGUGCAGCAUAGUAAUAUAAGUGGUUGCUGAAAAAACAUAUACAUGUCAGUCUUGAAUAAUGCUGUCUAGAUCUUGGAAAUUUCGCCAUAAUUACUGCAUAGGGAGCAUCUGGGGAGGUGUAAUGUAACGUAUGGACAGCUACCCAAAUAAUUAAAAAGUUAAGACAUCGCUAGCUUGAAGAUAUUAGUGGAUUCUGGCCAUACAAAGUUACUGCUAAAGUUCUGUUCAUACCAACACUAGAAGAAACGAAGGGAAGAUUCUUUUGCCAAGUCUUGGAAAUGUGUAUUGAGGGUCUUCUAUUCCUUAAUGUACUUGCUUGUGGUCCCUUUGUGUUUAAGCCAAUUGAUUUUUGUUGAUAGAUUGUAUGCUGUAGUAGCAUUUGUCACAUAUCAGAAGGAAAUAAUUAUGUAGGUUUUUUUUUUUUUUAAUUCUCUAGGGCUUCUUGUGUGUAAAGAAUAUUAGGUAUUAUAUUGAAAGAGA
This is a messenger RNA of Gastrolobium bilobum, 3838 nucleotides long. RefSeq names its product kinesin-like protein KIN-4A. The record is from RefSeq and is a predicted model, not a curated record. The transcript has 26 exons. Gene Ontology annotation, biological process: mitotic spindle organization; microtubule-based movement. Lineage: Eukaryota; Viridiplantae; Streptophyta; Magnoliopsida; Fabales; Fabaceae. Bases 163 to 3264 code for a protein of 1033 amino acids. Gene Ontology annotation, molecular function: microtubule motor activity; microtubule binding; ATP binding.